This is a messenger RNA of Lathyrus sativus (Indian pea), 369 nucleotides long. The record is from the annotation of a GenBank genome assembly. NCBI's taxonomy places the organism in Eukaryota, Viridiplantae, Streptophyta, Magnoliopsida, Fabales, Fabaceae.
AUGAUCCAACCAGUUCUCAAAGAAGAUUGGUGUCCCGUCUAUGCUGUUACAACAGAGGGAAAACCCAUCUACACCGAUAAAAUAGAUGGCCACUUCAUUUGGGAUGUUGAUCCAACAAGAUGUGACCCAGAUUGUGACUGCUGGAUGCACGAUGAUGAUAUUGACCGAGAUAUCAUUCUUCCUAAAACAAAGAAAAAGGGAAGGUGUAAACCCUCGCCACCUCCUCAAAGGAGAUCUGAUCCAGACAAUGGGCCAUGGGUAGGAAUCCAUGGAAAAAAGAAACCCCUUUGUAUCUACAAGGAAGGACUAAAAAUCCUCAGGAGAGAAGGAUUGCUACCACCUGAUGAUUUGAAUCUUAUUAUAUGGUGA